GAAAAAGCAGGAAAUCGACAGAUUCAGAGCGGACGACAGUCUGUUUAAACCGAGCAUAAAGAGGAGAUGUCUUUCGAUGACGUAUUUGACAAUUUUGCCGAAAGAAACCCGGCUGAACAAUCGCUACAUCGUUUUCCGUCAGAGCAGACUGUUUCACAGUGACAAGUCGACUGAAGUCUCUAUUUCUGAAAAGGAGUUGUACCUGUUAAACCAGACCGUCCCGAAAACGAAUGAAGUGGGGGAAUUGCAUGCUAUGAUCUUACAGGCCAGAAACAGGUCAUGCAUGGUUCGCGACACAAAACACAAGACCGAACUGUCCAGGUCUGCCACAAUCACACUGAAGGUCAGAUCCGCGCAUUAUUUGCGUCAAAUCACCCUGACCAUCACAGGGCUCAAGACCCCUGAGUUUACCUACAGAGUUCGACUGGAAGUGUGCACGUCACCUGUGAUAAGGCACGAAAACGUGUGCUCCAGCGAUGACGACCAGUGGAUUUUUUAUUUUGCCCCUACUGAAAAAGAAGAGCACGUCCAGCUGAUUGAAAUAACUUUGCGGGAGAGCGAACUACUGGAUAUUUAUCACGCGGUCAAACAUGUUCUGACAGCCAGCGUAAUAUGUGGUUGCGACAGCUGUCAUAUUCCACGCCCGACGAGUCUGAUGUCUAAAUACCAAGAUGACAAAACGGCGAUGCGCAUGUGCGAGGACAUGCCCAGCGGGGGAGAUUGGGGGUGUUCCCCCACUCACCAGCCAGAGCGCGAUGAAGAAGAGAGUUCUGAUCUAGACCUCGUGGAACGUAAAAAAAGCGGUGAAAAUGACAUUUCAGAUUCGACCAGCGCCAGCGAGGUAGAAGAAGAGGAAGAGGAAGUCUCCGGCGUGACCGAUCUGGACAGCGAUGAAUUUAUCGUGGUGGACGAGGACGGCUUACAAAGCCGACCUUCUUCGCCGGCUGACAUCGAGCAGCGUGAGAGAGAGAACGCGAGCGCUUUCUCAGGAACGGGGUCAAAAGGUCAAUGCGAGGAACCUCUUGACGCCGGCGCCAGCUCGGAAAGUCAGAGCGAGAAGCCUUCGGACCUCAGUCUGAAGGACCGAGCCACGAAAAUUGUGGAAUUUAUCUGGGCAAGAGCGAUCAUCCUGGCUGUUCGUCAAUGGGUUACGAGAGAUUGCGCUGGGUGUCAAAUUGAACACCCAUCACAGAAACAGCACAGUUGCGUGGAAGGCGUCCCCGUAAGAUUUCUGGACAACGAGUUAAAGCAGAAGUGGCUGAAUCUCAUUCCCGCUUGUGAAUUGGAAAUAAAAGAGUCUCUAAAGCAACACUUUGAAUUAAAAGAACCUCAUGAUGGUUUUGUAAUAAACAUUUUGCGUAGAAUUUACACGCUGACGCAGGAAAAACUGAGUGAAUAUAACCCGCUGUCCGAGUACCUGAGCAGAGAUCCGUCCGAAAUUCUGAGCCGGUUUUACAUGCGGCCGGAUGAACCUCUGAACAGCGCUGCGGAAUCAACGGCCGCCGACGUGUGUAAAAUUCUGAUGGGGUCUGAGGAUGACAGAUCGGUGUAGUGAUUCGCGAGAGAGAGAGAGAGAGAUUGUGUAUUUGUACAUAAGACAUUUAUGACACCGAUGUUUUUUUGCUGCUAGUAAGUUUAUACAUUGUAUAUAAUUUUUUUAUUAGACAAACCAUAAACAUUAUUAUUAUUAGAAAAAACUUUAUUGUUUUAUUAAAAAACACCACAUGUUUUUCGUUUAAUAUUUUAGUCGUUUGAGUUUGUGUAAUUGUUUAUAGCACCUUUAUGACAUCUUUUGAUCGCUGCUAGUAGUUUACAUAUUUUUUGAACCCCUUUUGUGCAUGUUUAUUAGACAAACUGUAAAGUCUUUUCAUUUUAAUAUUUUAAACCAUGUAAUCAUUUUCAUUUAAUAUUUUAAUCAUGUA
Colossoma macropomum (tambaqui) is the source of this 1922-nucleotide messenger RNA. RefSeq lists its product as uncharacterized. The record is from RefSeq and is a predicted model, not a curated record. The coding region runs from base 77 to 1552 and encodes 491 amino acids. The transcript has 2 exons. Lineage: Eukaryota; Metazoa; Chordata; Actinopteri; Characiformes; Serrasalmidae.